CCUGAAAUUGAAUUCGCUUCAUAUGUUUAUUUAUUUAUUUAUUAUCAUCAUUAUUUUAUGUGAUCGCUCCUGUUCGCCAAGCUAUAGUUUUGUUUAAAACCGAGCUUCUCCCAGCCUGCCUCCUUUGGCUUCGUUUGGAAGUUGCUGGCAGGCGGGAGCGCGCAGCGUGGUCGCGUUGCGCUCACUGGAGCAGCAGAGGCGCGUCCGCGUUGCACCACGAGCGAGAUUCUGCAGCUCCCUCUUGUUUCGAAGUUCGUUCUGACCACUUCCCCGCGAGGAGAGCUCGUGAAUUUUUUUUUAAAAAAAACGAAAACAAAACAAAACAAAAAAAAAAACUCGCCACUUUAUUCACAAUCCAGAUCGGUUAUUUUCUAGAGUGGCCAGUGGCAGCCCGCGCGAGGUUGGACCUCGCUUGGUCCAGCUGUCCGACGGCUGGCAAGUUGGAGAGCACGAAAGAGUUUUUUUUGCCAGUGUGAGCAAACACUUCAGAACCAAGGACAGAUCCAAGCAGUAGCCUGGCAAACAUCUUAUUACAAGAGGGCUGGUCACCUGAAGCGGCUCGCGCUGCGUGCGCGAUCACCAAGGAGAGCUGCACGCCAAUAACAUUUCGGGAAGUGGUCAACAUGCUUUGUCCAGUAUCAAGAAACACGCACUGUCUGUAAACAACCACCUUCCUCCACUUCGAUUUACCGAGCCCAACAUCCUGCUCCCGCCAUGCUGAGCGCCACGCUUCGCCUCAGGUCAUCGGCCAUUCCGGCAUCUUCCUACUGGCCCCUCCACGUCCUCCUGCUGGAGCUGCUGGUACCGGGUAGCCUGCCCAGCAUGUCCAGAUUCCCCCCUGCGGCCAAGCGUGAGAUCCUCAUAGACGGCGACUUGGUGAUCGGCGGCCUCUUCCCGGUGCACCACAAAGGCGAAGGGACGGAGGACUGCGGUAAAAUCAACGAGGAGCGAGGGAUCCAGAGACUGGAGGCCAUGUUGCUGGCGCUAGACGAGAUUAAUUCCAGUGAUCGCAUCCUUCCCGGACUGCAGUUGGGGGCGCACAUCCUUGACACUUGCUCAAAGGACACCUACGCUCUGGAGCAGUCCCUCGAUUUUGUCAGGGCGUCCCUCACCAAGGUGCACGACCCAGGCUUCAUCUGUCCGGAUGGGUCCCGACCCAUCCAGAAUGAGGUCCCGCUGGCCAUUUCGGGGGUCAUCGGCGGAUCCUACAGUGAUGUUUCUAUCCAGGUGGCCAACCUCCUGCGACUCUUCCAAAUCCCUCAGAUCAGCUACGCCUCCACCAGCGCCAAACUAAGCGAUAAAUCCCGUUAUGACUACUUUGCCCGCACCGUUCCCGCGGACUUCUACCAGGCCAAAGCCAUGGCGGAGAUUCUGCGUUAUUUCAAUUGGACAUACGUGUCGACCGUAGCCUCGGAGGGCGACUACGGCGAGACGGGCAUCGACGCCUUCCAGCAGGAGGCCCGCUCUCACCAAAUCUGCAUCGCCACCUCGGCCAAAGUGAGCCGCUCCAUGAACCGCCAGGGCUUCGAGAACGUGAUCCGCUCCCUGCAGCAAAAGUCCAACGCCAAGGUGGUCAUCAUGUUCACCCGCAGCGAGGAUGCCAGGGAGCUGCUGGUGGCCGCCGCCCGCAUGAAAGUCUCCUUCAUUUGGGUGGCCAGCGACGGCUGGGGGGCGCAGGAGAGCGUGGUGAGGGGCAGCGAGACGGCAGCCGAUGGCGCUUUCACCAUCGAGCUGGCCUCCUACCCCAUCAGAGAGUUUGAAGACUACUUCACGAAACUGAACCCGUACACCAACACCAGGAACCCCUGGUUCAAGGAGUUCUGGGAGCACCGCUUCGGCUGCAGCCUCCAGGAGCACGGAUGCAGCGACCGCAGCCUCAGAGACGGCACUUUUGAGCAGGAGUCCAAGAUCAUGUUUGUGGUCAACGCGGUCUACGCCAUGGCCUACGCCCUGCACAACAUGAGGCAAGCGGUGUGCUCUAACACAUCCAAGGUCUGUGAAGCCAUGAAACCGGGCAACGGAAAACGCUUCUACAAGGAGUUCAUCCUGAAGACCAAGUUUGAAGCUCCGUUUCGACCCGUCGACACAGAGAACAUGGUGCGCUUCGACUCGGUUGGCGACAGCAUCAGCCGCUACAACAUCUUCCACUACCACAAAGAAGACGGGAAGUUUGUCUACAAGAAGGUCGGCUACUGGGACCAGAACCUGACCCUGAACACCACCCUGGUGAGCUGGCGCGGCCUGUUUCCGCCCACCUCGCAGUGCAGCGACCCCUGCAGGAAGAACGAGGUGAAGAGCAUGCAGCCCGGGGAUGUGUGCUGCUGGAUCUGCAUCCCCUGCCAGCCCUACCAGUACCUGCAGGAUGAGUUCACGUGCGCCGACUGCAGCUUCGGGCAGUGGCCCCUAGACAACCUGACGGGAUGCUACAAUCUGCCCGAAGAAUACAUCCGCUGGGAGGACGCGUGGGCCAUCGGGCCCGUUACCAUCUCCUGCUUGGGAAUAAUGUGCACCCUGUCUGUGGUGGGUCUGUUCUUCAAGCAUAACGAAACACCCGUGGUGAAGGCGAGUGGACGUGAGCUCUCCUACAUCCUCCUGCUGGGGGUCCUCAUGUGCUACAGCAUGACCUUCAUCUACAUCGCCAAGCCGUCCACCGCCGUUUGCACGCUCCGCCGACUGGGCCUGGGCACGUCGUUCGCCGUGUGCUACUCGGCCCUUCUCACCAAGACCAACCGAAUCGCUCGCAUCUUCAGCGGCGUGAAGGACGGCGCCCAGCGGCCGCGAUUCAUCAGCCCGGCCUCCCAGGUGGCCAUCUGCGGAGCGCUUAUCUCCUGCCAGCUCCUGGUGGCCGUCAUCUGGCUGCUGGUGGAGGUGCCCGGCGUGAGGAAGGAGGUGAGCCCGGAGCGGAGAGACGUGGUCACCCUCAAGUGCAACAGCAGGGACUCCAGCAUGCUCAUGUCGCUCACCUACAACUGCGUCCUCAUCGUCCUCUGCACCGUCUACGCCUUCAAGACGAGGAAGUGCCCGGAAAACUUCAACGAGGCCAAGUUCAUCGGUUUCACCAUGUACACCACCUGCAUCAUCUGGCUCGCCUUCCAGCCCAUCUUCUACGUCACGGCCAGUGACUACAGGGUCCAGACCACCACCAUGUGCAUCUCUGUCAGCCUGAGUGGCUCCGUGGUCCUGGGCUGCCUGUUCGCUCCCAAGGUCCACAUCAUCCUAUUCCAGCCUCAGAAGAACGUGGCCUCGCUGCGGGUCACAGCCAACCGCUUCAGUGCCACCGUGUCGGCCUCCGCAUCCGCUCCCAGCUCCAGUUACUCCAAAGGGUCAGCGUCCAACUAUGUGCCAGCGGUGUGUAACGGUCGCGAGGUGGUGGACUCGACGACUUCCUCUUUGUGAGCGCAUGCUAUCAUCGGUGCGAAAAAAGGCCCGGUUGCUAGAGAGACAAUAUGCAGGCUGAACCGAUGUUGCCCCAGCGAGGAGUACGGAUGGCUUGUAUAGAUUUCAUAUACUGUGACUUGUUUGGUUUACACUUUGAUGUGGUGAUUUAGUAGGAAAUCAUUCAAAAAGUUAGGCACUCCAAGGCCGGAAUACUCUGUUGUUGGGGGGCGGGGGUCACACUGUCAUUAUUGUGAAAUCUUUAUUGACUGUACAGGUUAGCGUGGUAACAUUCUCAACGAUCGUAGUGUAAAAAAAAAAGAAGUUGACCGUGGAAAUAGUUUAGAAUUUUCAAGCUUUAUUUUUGCGCAUUUUAAUUCAAAAUGAAAUUCAUCAAAUUUGCCAUCAUGAAAAAAAGGUAUUAUAAAUAAACCACAC
Messenger RNA from Hippocampus comes (tiger tail seahorse), 3813 nucleotides. Its product is annotated as metabotropic glutamate receptor 2-like. Lineage: Eukaryota; Metazoa; Chordata; Actinopteri; Syngnathiformes; Syngnathidae. Gene Ontology annotation, biological process: G protein-coupled receptor signaling pathway. The record is from RefSeq and is a predicted model, not a curated record. Gene Ontology annotation, molecular function: G protein-coupled receptor activity. The transcript has 6 exons. The coding region runs from base 715 to 3396 and encodes 893 amino acids. Gene Ontology annotation, cellular component: membrane.